This is a messenger RNA of Anopheles bellator, 714 nucleotides long. RefSeq names its product parkin coregulated gene protein. The coding region runs from base 1 to 714 and encodes 237 amino acids. The transcript is spliced from 4 exons. Gene Ontology annotation, molecular function: Hsp70 protein binding; Hsp90 protein binding. NCBI's taxonomy places the organism in Eukaryota, Metazoa, Arthropoda, Insecta, Diptera, Culicidae. The record is from RefSeq and is a predicted model, not a curated record.
AUGCCCUGCUGGUGUGAGCCGCGAAUGUGCCCCGGAAUUCGGCGCCGAGUUCCGGCGUUCGGUGUGCAGGCGCUGCAGCAGUGCACCUGGGUGCCGCCGCCGUGUCGCAUUCCGAUAUUCUGCAUCCGGGGGCCACGAAUUUCGCGCUUCCGCCGGUUCCUGCUGCGCGGUGACGUUCCGAUAUCGCGCGAAUGGAGCGAACGGGGCUUAAAACACUUUGUCAAGUGGCACAUCGCGCCGGAACUGCUGGAUUACCGGCGCUAUUUGCCACUGUUUUUCGACGGGUUGUGCGAGGCCCAGUUUCCGUACAGCGCCCUGGCACGGCACGGUGUCGGCGAUCUACUGGCGGCAGGAACCGAAAGACAAAUACUGCGUACGGUGCCGAUGCUGAUACUGCCGAUGCGAGAGGCUUUGAAUACGAGAAAUCCGGACAUUAUAAUUGCGACAUUAAGAGCGUUACAGCAGCUGCUGCGAGUCGGACCUUCCAUCGGACUGGCGCUGGUGCCCUACUAUCGACAGCUGCUGCCGGUGCUGAAUCUGUACAAGCACUGGACCGUCAACAUCGGCGGAUACAUUGACUUCCAAGGUGGCCGUCGGUUAGGCGAUGUGAUUAACGCUACACUGGAGCUGCUGGAGCAAUGCGGUGGACCCGACGCAUACCUGAACAUCAAGUACAUGGUGCCGACAUACGAGAGCUACGUACACAACAGAUAG